Messenger RNA from Eimeria acervulina, 372 nucleotides. RefSeq names its product histone H2B variant 1, putative. The coding region runs from base 1 to 372 and encodes 123 amino acids. Gene Ontology annotation, biological process: nucleosome assembly. The transcript has a single exon. The record is from RefSeq and is a predicted model, not a curated record. Gene Ontology annotation, cellular component: nucleosome. Gene Ontology annotation, molecular function: DNA binding; structural constituent of chromatin; protein heterodimerization activity. Lineage: Eukaryota; Apicomplexa; Conoidasida; Eucoccidiorida; Eimeriidae.
AUGUCCGGGAAGGGUCCAGCACAGAAAUCUCAGGCCGCGAAGAAGACGGCUGGGAAGUCUUUAGGGCCUCGUUACAGGCGUCGUAAGAGAACCGAGUCAUUUGCAUUAUAUAUUUAUAAAGUUUUAAAGCAAGUACACCCUGAAACCGGCGUAUCAAAGAAGAGCAUGAGUAUAAUGAAUUCCUUUAUCAAUGAUAUCUUUGAUAGACUUGCAGAUGAAGCUGUUCGCCUUAUUCGCUAUAAUAAAAAAAGAACACUUUCUUCUCGCGAAAUUCAAACAGCUGUACGUCUGCUCUUACCUGGGGAGUUGAGCAAACACGCAGUUUCUGAAGGAACGAAGGCGGUUUCGAAGUAUACAACAUCGGGGGCGUAA